AUGGUGAAGGAGGAGGAGGAUGAGGAGGAAGUGUCGCCGAUUGGUGUGGAGGGGCAGCCCACUCCCAUUGGGGGGAAUAGAGAAGACCAAAUGCAUGGGAGCACUCUAUUAUUACGGACACCACCUACUGGAAAAGGUACCCCACCACCCCUACCUAGUGGUAAGGGUACCCCACCACCCCUACCUAGUGGAAAAGGUACCCCACCACCCCUACCUAGUGGUAAGGGUACCCCAUCACCCCUACCUAGUGGUAAGGGUACCCCACCACCCCUCCCUAGUGGUAAGGGUACCCCACCACCCCUACCUAGUGGUAAGGGUACCCCGCCAUCCCUACCUAGUGGUAAGGGUACCCCACCACCCCUACCUAGUGGUAAGGGUACCCCACCACCCAUGCAGGUGUUGGUAAACCCGCCGCUAGCAUCAGAGGGUAUGAAGCUGCGGCCACUCCCAUUGAUUCACCUAGGGGGAGCUAUAUGUCCCCCACUACCAGGAGCGGCCAAGGAUCCUCCUCCCCCACUACCAGGGUCUGCCAAGGGUGCCCCUCCCCCACUACCAGGGUCUACCAAGGGUACUCCUCCCCCACUACCAGGAGCGGCCAAGGGUACCCCUCCCCCACUACCAGGGUCUGCCAAGGGUACUCCUCCCCCACUACCAGGAGCGGCCAAGGGUACCCCUCCCCCACUACCAGGAGCGGCCAAGGGUACUCCUCCCCCACUACCAGGAGCGGCCAAGGGUACUCCUCCCCCACUACCAGGUAAGGGUACCCCUCCCCCACUACCAGGGUCUGCCAAGGGUGCUCUUCCUCCACUACCAGGUAAGGGUACCCCUCCCCCGGUACGUGUGUCAAGUGGUAAAGGUUGUGCCCCUCUACCCCCCUGUGGCAAUUCUCUCCCUAAAGUCCCUCCAGGCCGGUCUCCAGUGUACGCAUCGCCCCCACCACCCUCAACAGCAGCAGGAUCACCUCUGGUCCUUCGGUCCCCGCCUCUCGCCUCCCCACCCCCAUCAACUCCAGCAAAUCAUAGGUCUCCACCCAAAAGCGGCCCCCGAACGAGAAAAGCAGCGGCUUUGCCUCUGGGUAAGAAGCUCCACUGGAAGGCCAUACCAGACCGGCUCAUUGGGUCUACCAUAUGGGCGAGCUACGACGAGGAGGGGUCCUCCACACCGUCGGACGACCACUUGGGAGAAACCCUGGCGAGGGAUGUGGCGGAAAUGAAGACCGUUUUUGGAGCUUCUGGGAAUCCUGAUGAGAAAAAAAGCGAGAGGAAGUCGAAACUCGUUGAUGACCGACCAAAACUGAUAGAGAUCCUUGAUCAGAAAAGAGCUCAGAACGCGGGGUUGGUGAUGGCGCGGUUGCCUGUGGAGUUGUUGGUUGAGAAGAUGGAGAAUCUUGAUACCGACAAUAUGGUGGAUGCCUCCGAGGAAGAGGACAGCAGCAGUGCGGCGUUGGUACCAAGCUCUGGUGUAGGUCUCCGAGCGUCGGGUUUCGGGUUUUUGAUCUAUACUGGGAAUACAAGCGUGUAUGUUGUGUGA
Messenger RNA from Perkinsus marinus ATCC 50983, 1530 nucleotides. RefSeq lists its product as hypothetical. The record is from RefSeq and is a predicted model, not a curated record. The transcript has 5 exons. The coding region runs from base 1 to 1530 and encodes 509 amino acids. Lineage: Eukaryota; Perkinsozoa; Perkinsida; Perkinsidae.